CCACUAUUGCUUGCUGUUUGCUUUUACGUAACUCAUGCCUUACGUUAUGCAUUUAGGUCCUCUUAUCUGAACCCAGACAGUCUCAGCAUUUUCAGCCGAGCUCUUUCGACAAACCAGGAGAUUCAGCAGCAGCCGUGGAAGCAUUCAGACCAACAGAGACGCCAUCAUGAGAAGUCUAAUAUUUGUGCUUUUGGUGGCUGCAGCCAGCGCUAAAACCUUCCAGCGCUGUGAAUGGGCGCGCACGCUGAAGGCACGUGGGAUGGACGGCUACCGUAAUGUCAGCCUGGCUGACUGGGUCUGCCUGACCAAAUGGGAGUCGAGCUACAACACGAUGGCGAAACACCACAACAACGAUGGAUCCACUGAUUUUGGCAUCUUUCAGAUUAAUAGCUACUGGUGGUGCAAUGACCAAAUCAUGUCUUCAAAAAAUGGAUGCAACAUCAACUGCAGCGAGCUUUUGAGUGAUGAUGUCACCGUAGCAAUCAAAUGUGCCAAGCGCAUCGUUUUGGAACAAGGCAUCAGAGCCUGGUAUGGCUGGCUUAAUCACUGCGAUGGCCGUGAUCUCAGGCCCUAUUUGGACGGAUGUGGUCUUUAACCAACGCAGGAGGGUCUCACUGACAUGAUGAAAUGUCCUCAUCUUCUCCUGAAGCAUUUAAACUAUCUCUGAGCUGCAGAACAGCGAGCUGCUCUAACUAAUAAACUCAGUUAAAAUCUAAA
This is a messenger RNA of Archocentrus centrarchus (flier cichlid), 717 nucleotides long. RefSeq names its product lysozyme C-like. Lineage: Eukaryota; Metazoa; Chordata; Actinopteri; Cichliformes; Cichlidae. The record is from RefSeq and is a predicted model, not a curated record. Bases 167 to 595 code for a protein of 142 amino acids. Gene Ontology annotation, molecular function: lysozyme activity. The transcript has 4 exons.